Molecule: messenger RNA, 246 nt
Organism: Theobroma umbraticum
Lineage: Eukaryota; Viridiplantae; Streptophyta; Magnoliopsida; Malvales; Malvaceae
Source: RefSeq, a predicted model, not a curated record
AUGAAUAUUGAAGUUCUUGACAUGCUUGACACUGCUUCAAUACAAAAAGAGAUACACAUUGUAACGGAACUGCUCUGGGGAGGAGAUGCUGGGGAAAAAAUUCUUGAUCCUAUUGAGGAUCUGAAACUUGACUCUUUGGUCAUGGGAAGCAGAGGACUUGGAACCGUUCAAAGGAUCAUCUUGGGGAGUGUGGGCAACUACGUUAUGACACAUGCUCCUUGCCCUGUUACCAUCGUUAAGGAAUCA